AAUUUGAGUCAAAGGAUGUGUCUGGUAGACAGAAGCACAAACAGGAAUUCUACAGAGGUUCAACCUGUCCUAGGAGUAUUCUUGGGAACCAUCUCACUGAUUACAGUGGUUAUGAAUAUUUUGGUCCUAUAUGCAGUGAAAACAGAAAAGAAACUACAGACAGUUGGGAAUCUUUAUAUUGUCAGUCUUUCAUGUGCAGAUGUGAUAGUUGGUGCAGCUGUGAUGCCACUAAACAUUGUAUACUUGUUGAAGGAUAAGUGGAUUUUGACUAGAAAAGCUUGCCUGUUUUGGCUUUCAAUGGAUUAUGUAGCCAGCACAGCUUCUAUAUUCAGCCUUUUCAUACUCUGUGUAGAUCGCUACCGUUCAGUCCAACAGCCUUUAAAAUAUCUCAAGUACAGAACCAAAACUAGAGCCUCAGUCAUGAUUUCAACAGCUUGGCUGCUGUCCUUCCUGUGGGUGAUUCCCAUACUUGGCUGGCGAAAAUUCACAGAUCACAGUAAUAUGACAAUUCAUAACAGAACUUACAAUGAAAAUGUAUGUGAAACAGAUUUUUGUAGAACCACAUGGUUUAAAGUCUUGACAGCCACAAUCAACUUCUAUGUGCCGUCGUUGCUGAUGCUGUGGUUCUAUGCAAACAUUUACAGGGCUGUCUGUAAGCAUUUUCAGCAUCGGCAGCUCAUAAAUGGAUCAUACAGAGGUAACUCUAACAACAUGAGUGUGCAUGAUGGAAAGAUUCAGGAAAUGCAAAAGAUUUGUUCCCAAAGCUCCAAUAAAGACAGAGGAUUUUCUUUCAGUGCAAAUGAGCAAAACAAAAUGAGGGAAGCUAACCUUCCAUUAAGCAGCUUUGUUAAAAUCUCGAAGGAUUUUCCUAAAGGAAGUGACCAUGAAGUAAUAAAGCUUAGCUGUUUCCCUCUAGCUAUAAUGCAGAAAGAUUUUGAGUUAGGCAAUACAAAGGAAAAAUAUGCCUGUGUCAGUAACAGUACUGAAAAUAUAAAAAACCCUAUCUCCCAGUUAGGCAAAAUAUCACAUAGGCAGAGUUUUGCAGGAGGAUCAUUGCCUACAAUUCACUCAGAUCCAUCCCUAGAGCAACGUUCUUAUACUGAGCAACAUUUUCCUCAGACAUACUCUAACAGAAGAGAUCCUCUCAGUCUCUGUUACCUGAAAGAGACUUGGGGAAACCUACGUACUCAGUCUGUUUUCCGGAGUCAAAAGCUGCACAUGAACAGGGACAGAAAGGCUGCCAAACAGUUAGGUGUCAUAAUGGCGGUUUUUAUGCUAUGUUGGAUACCAUAUUUUGUAUUGUUUAUGGUCAUGGCCUUUUGUGAAAUAUGUUACAACCGUCCUUUUCACAUGUUUACGAUUUGGCUUGGCUAUGUGAAUUCUACAUUAAACCCAUUUAUAUACCCACUCUGUAAUGAAAACUUCAAAAAGGCUUUCAAAAAGAUAUUUCAUAUUAAAACUUAACUUAUUGCAGAAAAAUAUAUAUAUUGGGGACAGAUCAGCAGGUUUAUGUUGGAAGGAAGAAAUCUGUGUUAUUUAAAUCUUGUAAAAAAAAAGUAAACAAUGGUUUAUGUGUCUUAAAAGAGCUUUUUUUCCUGUUUCUAGUGGUUUGUGGUCUUUUUAACAGUAGAUUUUAUAGUUUAAAAGAAAUUUGAGCUAAAAUGAAAUAUAUUACUAUUUAACAUGUUUUUUAAAUGCUAACUUUUAUAUCUGAUCAUUCUAAUCAGUGUUUAAUUUACCACAGCCACUUUUUCAAAUGUGUAUAUAUAUUGUGUUAUAGUAGUCUUUGUGUUCCUGAAACUUCAGGGGUUUCAAAAGAGCAUUUAUUUCUAAUUUGACUUUUCUCCAGAAAAACAAUUCACCAUAAAUUUAAACUGUUUAAUAAUAUUUUGGUUUUAUUUACCAACAGCUUGGAAACUGAUAGCAGACAUCCUAGUGUCAGGAAAUUCAUUGUCCCUUUGUUAUCAAAGAGAGGCAAUCUUGUUCAUGUAUAUUUUCAGUUCAGCUCUGAUUUAUGGUAAAGACAAAAUCUCAUUCCGGCUCCACU
This is a messenger RNA of Notechis scutatus (mainland tiger snake), 2047 nucleotides long. RefSeq names its product histamine receptor H1 (gene HRH1). NCBI's taxonomy places the organism in Eukaryota, Metazoa, Chordata, Lepidosauria, Squamata, Elapidae. The record is from RefSeq and is a predicted model, not a curated record. Gene Ontology annotation, cellular component: plasma membrane. Gene Ontology annotation, molecular function: histamine receptor activity. Gene Ontology annotation, biological process: positive regulation of MAPK cascade; positive regulation of vasoconstriction; regulation of vascular permeability.